GUUCUGCCAUCAGUGAGAAGCUCUGGUUAUGUGAGACUUAGCAGGACUUUAUAACCCGAAGGUGAAACGUCUUCAAAAGACAGGCACUUGUAGGGCUGAUAAAUACAUUUGUCAUGUCUGUGUGUUGUCUUAUGUGUUGUGUUUUACUCAGUUCCUGUUGGAUUUAGGCCAGGGCUUUUAUGGUUUUAGAAGGUAAAUAGAGGAGCUUUAGUUUAGAUAAGUCUGCUGGUGUCUCAUAUCUGAUGUUACGUUGGCGAGCGACUGGCACGAUCCAGUACAGAAGACUGAUUCAGGAUUUCCAACGGAAUGGUUGGAAUUUUCCUCCGUCUGACUGAUAAGACUCAACAACUGUUCGGCUGGAUGCAGAGGGCAAAUCCGAGGGCAGCAGUAAAGCUGAAGUCUCACAUUUAUCUCACUGUUGAACUGACACAGGAUCAAUCAUCCUAACACAAUAUUUAUUUAAGGCACAGUGAUGUGUGUGAAGGGGAUGAGAGGAGACUCCAACAGAAGCCUAAUGGGAGAAGCAGAAUGUCAUCGUUUAUCGACGGGCUCGUCCGCGGGCAGCCAUGACACGCACUCCAUCUCCAGUACUGAGCGCUCCGAAGACCGUCGGCCCGUCAGUUUGGUGUCUUCAGUCUCCUCCUGUUCUUCUGUAGAGACGAUCAGCAGCCCUCAGAGACCCUCACCAUCAUCAGGUGACAUCGACCUGGAGCUCAGUCCUUCAGAGAGACCCUUAGACCAUUCAGAACUGGAGUGGACCACAUCAGAACCGGUGAUUACAUCAUCAGAGCACUGCAAAGACCCUCCCUCGCCAUUUGCGGCCAGCACCAUGGCACCCAACCCAAAGCUUAGCUAUGUGGAUCGUGUGGUGAUGGAGAUUAUAGAGACGGAGAGAAUGUACGUCAGAGAUCUGCGCAGUAUUGUGGAGGACUAUCUUGUACACGUCAUAGACACGAGGGAUCUGCCCAUCAAGCCAGAACAAGUGUGCUCAUUAUUUGGGAAUAUUGAACAGAUAUACGAGUUCAACAGUGAAUUGUUACACUGUUUAGACACCUGUGCCAAUGAUCCUGUGGCCAUCGCACGCUGCUUUGUAGACAAGAGCGAGUAUUUUGAGAUCUACACGCAGUACUGUACAAACUACCCUAAUUCAGUGGCAGUACUCACAGAUUGUUUAAGGAAUAAAACUCUGGCUAAGUUUUUAAGGGAUCGUCAGGCGUCUCUCAAGCGGUCUCUUCCUCUCGGUUCUUAUCUGCUUAAACCCGUUCAGAGGAUCCUUAAAUAUCACCUGCUGCUUCAGGAAAUAGCCAAACACUUUGACCCUGAUGAAGACGGUUAUGAUGUGGUGAUCGAGGCCAUAGACACCAUGACAGGAGUCGCCUGGUACAUCAAUGACAUGAAGAGAAAACACGAGCACGCUGUCAGAGUUCAGGAGAUUCAAUCUCUGCUCAUCAACUGGAAAGGUCCGGAUCUCACCACCUAUGGCGAGUUGGUUCUGGAGGGAACGUUCCACGUCCACCGAGCCAAGAACGAGAGAACCCUCUUCCUGUUCGAUAAGAUGAUGCUCAUUACCAAGAAACGAGGGGAACAUUAUGUCUACAAGACUCAUAUAUCGUGUUCCACAUUAAUGUUGAUCGAAAGUGCCAAAGACUCUCUGCGCUUCAGUGUGACCCAUUACAAACACCCCAAACAGCCUCAUACGGUUCAGGCCAGAACUGUGGAGGAAAAGAAACUCUGGGCUCAUCACAUAAAGAGACUCAUUCUGGAGAAUCAUCACGCUAUUAUUCCACAGAAAGCCAGAGAUGCUAUACUGGACAUGGAUCCAACAUGUAUGGUAAAGCAUCGCUACAGUCCAGACAAAAUGAAGAAAAUGUCAUCCCGACGGAGUGAUGAUUUCUCUUCAGGUGCUUUGCAGGAACGGAGAAGAUCUGAACCGGGAAAACAGAUCACACGAAGCUCCAAAGGAAGUCUUAAGCAUGCAGACAGUGAAAGUGCUCUAUUAUUGGAGAAAGAUCGCCGUUCACUUCCACCCAAUGCCUUGAGAUCUACACCAGAGCUGAUGAGCGUCGUACCUGAACUGAUGCGGAUCGAUCACGAUCUGGAGUCCAGUACGGGCUCACUGGACGACGCUGAGGAACGAAUUCACGAAGAGGAACCGCAGAACGCAGAUGAUGAUGAUGGGAUUGAAGGAGAGGAAGAGGUUCUGAUGGAGGACGAGCAGGUAGUCGACUUUACCAGUUCAGUUCUGGCUGCUCUCUCAUGUCUGCGGUAUAGGGCCAAGGCUUUGCUUUCACAUCCGAUCACAACGGACACAGAUGGACGUUGUGUUAGUCAAGAGAACAGACCAACAGACAACAGCCAUCAAACAUCUCUUGAAGGAAAAUCUGAGCAGAUCCUGGAUAGUCUGAGUGUUCCUAAGCUGGCAAACUCCUGCAAAAGUGCUGAAUAUAGCUCCUCUGAGGAACACAGAAGUUCACAGAAGAUCCCUGAGGAUCGCAUUUAUCCAGAGACAUGUAGGACAGUAGAUCUAAGAUGCACCACAGAUUUGGAGAUAGACAAUCUCUGCAAUGGAGGACAAGAAGUUGAAGAGGAUUUGGAGAACGGCGUCCAUUUCUUAUCCACACAAGAAGAUGAAAUGAAAGAAAUGACUCCGUCGAACAGACACCUCUUGGAAGACAUUGAGAUGGAUAUUACAGCACAUGAUAGCCUCCAGCCUUCAUCUGUCCUGGAUCAGACCGGUGAUAUCUCACAGCAGCUUACAGACAGAGUCUCUCGCAGGAGCAGUCUAGAAGCAGAUGGGUCUUGUGAGUUGGACCCUUCAUCUCGUUCAGAAAGCCGGAGAAGCAGUUUGUUGAGCUGUAGUACUGAGACCCCCGACAAAGACUUCAGAAGAUCCACUCCAGAACCAGUAAAGGAGACCCCGUUCAAACCAGACCAAAGAAAACCAGAGACUCUUUCCAAAAAAGAUCGAUUGCUCAUACGUAAGAUUAAAAGAUACUACGAACACGCCGAGCAUCAUGAUGCCAGCUUUGCCAUUAAGCGUAGAGAAAGCCUUUCGUACAUUCCUGCAGGCCUCGUCCGUAAUCUUAGUCAACAGCUCAAUGACCGGACGUCAGAUGAAGAUUCGGCAUUACGCAAGAAGGUGACACGGCCAACAUCGUGGGAUGUUUUUAAUCUGCCGGGCUUGGACAGCGAGACUUCCAAAGUGUGCAGCUCUGACUCCAAGACUCAGACUGAAGAUGAAAUUUUUAGGAAAGAUGAGGAAUUCCAGCCUGCAUCUGACAUGGUUGAGGUGUGGCAAGAGAUGGAGGUAAAGACACUCGGAGAACCUCAGGACUCUUUGGAAAGCAUCGAGAAUUCCAUAAUGGCUUCACCUGAUCAGGAGAAGAACGCGGAGAUCAGCAAGACGAGUUCUGAUAGCGGACUUGGUGAACCUUUACUAAUACUGGAAGAAUCUGAUGAAACUUCUACACCUUCCCAAAACAACAGCAGCUUGGAAAAGGACAACAGCCACGAGUUUCAAAUCCAACAAGAGCAUCACAAAAUCAACCACAGUCCUCUUCCCAGAAUCAUCUCCUUGAAGUCUGCCAAUGAACAUGACCUGAUCUUACAAGAUAUGGAGAAGAUGAAAAAGAAAGUUUUCCACCUGGCCAGACAAUACAGUCAGCGGAUCAAAAAUAACAGACCUGUAGUAAAACAGAGACCUAAAAUCUCAGAAAACCUCUUCAUACCCAAUAAUCUCUCUUCUGUCAUGGAGGAGAAACCUUUGGGAAAAGAAAAAGGGUUUCCUGACAGGUGUCUAUCGCUGAAUUUGAACGAGCAGGACCUUAUGCAGGACUCGAAGACCAGUAGUUCAUCCUCCAGUCUCUGUUCUCCAGGCAGUCCUUACUUGUGUAGACUAAACAUCCAGAGAUCACAAAGCCCAGUGCAAAGCGAAAGCUUCAUCUGGCCAGACGUGAAGGAGUUGUGCUCCAAAUAUAACAACCAAGAUCAGAAGAUCACUGUCUCUCAUCUUCUCCCAGUGGGACGUAGUAUCUCCUGUCCAGAACCGGAGAGGUCCAAAGCUUCACGUUCUUCAUCCCCCUGCAGUUUCACAAUGCACAGACCUGCUAACACAGAUUCAACAUCAACGUCUUCCAACAUGAACCUUUGUAAAGUAAACUCUUUUGAAACACAGCACACGUUUGGACAGCAGGAUAGCUGUUAUCACACCGCUCAUCAAACCUCACCCACUGAGAACUUUAUUGUGGUUGAGAAGAUCUGUUUGGUGAAACAAGAAGAAACUGGCAUGGAAAAUGAAAGAGAAGAUGACGGUGAGAGUCGAUUAAGAUGGAAACAAUGUGAACGUGCAAUGAUAAACACCAAAGAACAAGACUUGAUGUUUGCUCUUGAUCCACCCUGCUCGCUGAAAGAAACCGAGAUCGGUCAACUUAGUUUGGUUAAAAACCUGAGGGAAAAAAUUCAGAGUUCUUACACGUGAGGUUUAGUUAGUACAAAGACAAACUAUUUCAAUGUAUAAAGUCAUUUAGUUCCUGUAUUAAAAGGAAAGCACGUCUCAGGCAGGUUGGAGCAUUUUUACAUUUUUAUAAAGCAUGCAUUCAGUUGACCAAACCUGUGGAGAGUAUAUAUUUAUAAACUUGUCAUGUAAAUUUAUGUACAUUGGAAUUUUUGUUACAUUAAUUUGUGUGCUUCUCACCAGAAUAUAAGCAUUUGUUUAAAGGUGUUAGCUGCAGUUUAAACAGAUUACGGUAACUUAUUCUCUUUUAUAUUUUGAUUUGGUUAAUUGUGCAUUUUUCUUUAUUGAUAUGAAAAGCCAGAAGUAAUGAAUUACAAUAAACAAAAUCCUUCAGAUUAUCAGAGGAGCACAGUUAUGAAGUGUGUUUGUUUAAAGAUGUGUCGUCUCUGUAUCUGAACACUGACCGCAGGAAACAACUUCAUCUUAUUAAAGUCAUUUUACACUAAUGAGAAGAAAACUGGAUGAUUAUAAUCAAAUUAAACUGGAUUAUUGAUGGCAGUAGUACAUGUGUGCUGUGUCUCUCUUCAUGUUCACUUGUAGUUUGUUUCAUGUCCAUAUUGAAUGUCUGUAUUUGUGUUAAACUUUAUAGAUUUGAAUGCUAUAAAAGAGGCGUCACUGUGUUCAGGUGAAUAAUCGUUAAUAUUGGGAGUUAUUAUUAUAAGCUAUGUUCUGCAUAUUAUAAUGGGGUGUGUUGAUGUUUAGGCUUAAUGUCACUGUUAUUGUAUAUAUUUAUUCUUAUUUAUUUGACAAGAUGUGAAUAUGCACAGUGCCUCUGUCAGCUAUGACUUUUUGUAAAAAUAAUUUUUGUUUUGUUUCUGUUGUAUAAAACAUGUACAAUAAAAUAUUUUUUUCAAACUAA
Messenger RNA from Misgurnus anguillicaudatus (oriental weatherfish), 5372 nucleotides. The record is from RefSeq and is a predicted model, not a curated record. Lineage: Eukaryota; Metazoa; Chordata; Actinopteri; Cypriniformes; Cobitidae.